Baudoinia panamericana UAMH 10762 is the source of this 524-nucleotide messenger RNA. RefSeq lists its product as uncharacterized. NCBI's taxonomy places the organism in Eukaryota, Fungi, Ascomycota, Dothideomycetes, Mycosphaerellales, Teratosphaeriaceae. The coding region runs from base 147 to 425 and encodes 92 amino acids. The record is from RefSeq and is a predicted model, not a curated record. The transcript has a single exon.
UUAUGAUCUGCCCCCCAAAUUAGACGGAAUAUGAACUGACAAGGUCAUAGCCGAACAAAGUCGUCAAGCCCAAACCUGGCAUCGUCCGUAAGCCAGCCAUCACAAUCAUCGAGCUCUGGCGUCCCGCAGGCGGAGAGAACCCAGAAAUGAAGUGCAAGGCGAAGGCUCCAGAGGAAAUCACGGAUACACUGGGACUGGCCCGGGUCUCCACGUGGCGGUUAGAAGCGUUUCAGCUUGCUGUCACUAAGCUGAUCAAUGUGCAUGGGGCCUCCGAAGCGAUAACAGCGAACGAGCUGGUUCAUGGUGGCGAGAGCGUGACGGAUGUGUUUGUCAGGUUUCGAAGCGAGCUGGUGGCGGAGAUGGUAAAGGGAAAGAUCGACGGUGUGAUGGUGGAAGGGAGAAAGCUGCAGGUCACGUUCGCUUGAUACGUAGGGGGCGCGCGCGCUGAUGGCAGCGUGACGAGAAUGACAUCGAAGUCGGGACCGACGGUCAAUAUGUCCCAGCACUAGAGUAUGCUUGAUCGC